Messenger RNA from Exaiptasia diaphana, 969 nucleotides. RefSeq lists its product as uncharacterized. The transcript has 2 exons. The annotation marks the transcript as partial. The record is from RefSeq and is a predicted model, not a curated record. Lineage: Eukaryota; Metazoa; Cnidaria; Anthozoa; Actiniaria; Aiptasiidae.
GCUCCUGAUUGUAAUCACGCUUCCGAGAGCCAUACCUGCCGGUUUUUUGGCUUUCCAAGCAGCACAAAGAAGGCAGAAUAUUAUAAGCGAUGGAUUAAACUUUUAAGACGAGCUGACAGAUCUCCAGGAAAACACUCAAUAGUCUGCAGUUGCCAUUUUCGAGAUGGAAAUAAAGAAAAUGGGCCAGAGAUAUUCAAACGGAACGCUGAUACUAUGUUUGCUCCUGACGACUACUCAAAGGCGAAGACUGCUAAGAAGAGCAAAGCGAAGACGAAUGUUUUAACUCAGCAACAAACGAUUGCCGAGAUUGUUAAUGACUUUAAUAAUUCUAAAGAGGCAGAACUUGAAACCAUAGAAAACAAAGAAAGACCUUCUGUCACAGAGAUUGUUCUUAAAGCUGAGUUAGAAGAAAUGAGGAGAGAGCUCGAAACAUACAAAGAGAAAGCAGCCUACCAGCGUAGUCACUACAGUGUGUCAACCCUAAGUCCUGAAGUGAUCCGAAUGGAGACUGGUCUGCCCACAAAAGAAGUAUUUGACAUUGUAAUUAGCUAUGCAUUAAGAUUUAAAAAUUCGAUUAAUUAUUUUUCUGGUUGGACAGUUACUUCUAUAUCUUUUGAAGACCAGGUUUUUAUAGCUUUGAUGAAAGUAAGACAAAACUACACAAAUUUGCACCUUGCUCAGUUAUUUUCUUGCAGUGUAGCUACUAUUACUAAUAUUGAAAUAACCUUUAUAUAUGUCUUACAUGAAAUAYUUUUUAAAGAUAUUAUGACUACAAUACCUUCCAGGCAUAAGAAUAGCACAAGUUCACCCUCGUCAUUUUCAGGAUUUGCCUMAUGUAGAAUUGUAAUUGACUGCACUGAUAUAGAAAUUGCUACUCCAGGUCUAAUGAGCCAACAAAGUGCAACUUAUUCUAGCUAUAGGGGUAUGAAUUCAUUUAAAGUUUUAGUAGGUGUUGCACCAAAUGCAGUA